AUGGGCAGUCUCUGCGGCAAGCCCUCCGCGAACUUCAGCUCUCCGGGGCGAGUGCUUGGGUCCGCACCCCCCGCGGCAGCAGCAACCGCGCCCGUUCCGCCAGCGGCAGCACAGAAGCCCAGGAUCCGCGGGCAGGGCCACACAUUAGCUCCCGCAUCGCCCGCGUCGUCGUCGGCCGGCGGCAGCGGGGCGGGAGAUGCAAGGAGCGCUGCGGCGGCGGCGGCAGAGGCGCGGAAUUCGAAGCAGGCGACAGGCAAGCUGGGAAAUCGCCUGGAUGAGCAGAAGCGCAAGACGCAGAACCAGCAUCUGGCCGAGAUUGCAAAAACGAAGGCGCAGCAGGAGCAGUUGGUGUGGGAUUGA
Messenger RNA from Tricharina praecox, 360 nucleotides. RefSeq lists its product as uncharacterized. Bases 1 to 360 code for a protein of 119 amino acids. The record is from RefSeq and is a predicted model, not a curated record. The transcript has 2 exons. NCBI's taxonomy places the organism in Eukaryota, Fungi, Ascomycota, Pezizomycetes, Pezizales, Pyronemataceae.